CCGGUGCUAGGAUCGGAUAUCAGUGCGGAAAGCAUAAAAUCGCCAGCUCUCAUUGAACCCCACACACUUGCGCAUGCACAGGCCGCUCUGUGUGUGUGUGUGAGGUUUAUCCGCAGAUUAGGUGCGGUCGUUUUAUACAAUAAUAUGUCUUUAACUGCUCUGCUGAAGCAAUUAUAAAUAUGUUCUGCAAAACUAAGAGAGCCAACAACAAUAUAAGCCCGUUUUGUGUGUACCAUGAAAAAGGACGCCCAACCGCUUCGGAAUUAUGUAUGUGCAUACAUAUAUAAAUACCCAUGAAUGUAAAAACAACAACAAUCGCAAUAGUAAAUAAAAAUUCUUUCUUUUUCUAUGACUGAAAUCUUAGUUUCGUAUAGAGCUAAAAUCUAAAAAAAUUCUUUGCAAUUAUUCAGCAUUAAUGUUUGCGGCCUUGACAUAUCCCUAGAGCACUCAUAAAAAGUGAUCGAUGCAACAAAUAACUAAUAAUAUGUGCAAUAUGCGAAUCUCAAAGAGGUGUGAUGUUCAUAAGCCUGUGGCAUAUACACGCAUUAUUUGUUAUGCACAUUUUAAAAAAUGUUAAGCACAACAAAGUGAGUGAGAUAGUGUGUGUAUACCUAAUUAAGUGUGCAGCUGCUUUUACAUUUGCCUUAAAGACUGAUAAGUGCGAAUACCUUCGACGAAAACCAUGCCCAACAUAAAAAUAACCUACAUGAAGAAAGUCAGUCUAUGUAUAUAUGCCAUUUUUCCAUGUGCGAGUACACAUAUACAUAUAUCAAGUAUUCACAGAGUAAAUUUCAACAAAAUAUAGUUACUCACCAACAAUUCUGUGUUUGUUACGCGAUAUUUCUUAAAAUCUCUCAUGCCCCAAGCUGUUGACAGUAGCCGAGUAGUAGUACAAAUUGUCUAUGUCCAUAAAAUCAUAGCAAACAUUUAAAAGUUUACCAGGAACUAUUUUGUUCCCGGAUUUCGCACGCAAGCAUUUCUAAGAAAUGGCUUCCAGUAAUAUCUCUUACAAAGAAAGUAGAAGUAGGCUUAAAAGUAAACAAAACUUUUGCUGCCGAUGUGAUCAACUCAAUUACCAUACGCAACGUCAAAGGAAAGAAUCAUAUUUUGUGGAUAAAAUCAGUAACCACUUUUACGAAUCACUUUUUAGCCUACGACAACAAGCAUGUCUAUUAAGUUGGCUAACGACGUGUCGAAUAUUAACUUUAUCUCUGUUAAUAGUAUUACUCUGUCCGGCAGAUGUAAUGAGUGUGGAUCCCAAAUUCGAUCCAUCAACAAGAAUGCGUCUUGUUCUUGUUCCAGCGGAUGCACAAGUGGGCUCUGUUAUAUACCGACUACGUGCGACGGAUGAAGAGUUCGACUAUCCGUUGACAUUCGAAUUCGUGGGAGACGCUUCGUCAUCGACAGUUAAAAUUGAGUCACUGCCAUGCACAAAAUAUAAUUCUGUGUGUCAAGCGAAUGUCGUGCUACAGCGGCGUUUGGAACCCGGUCGCUACUACGAUUUUCAGGUUUCCGUUAAAGAUACAAAAGGAGGCAUGGUCACCCAAUUGUGUUCAAUAACAGCAACAAAUUUUACUACCCCUCAUGACAUAAUUUUUCCUCAUAAACCUGGCAUUAUAAUGAUAGCAGAGGACGCCAAACGCGGAACUGAACUGGACUACGUUAUAGCACGAAAAAAUCCACUGUAUCAAAAACCUGUUUACCUUGAGUUGUGGGGAUCACCUCUAUUUGCAAUCAGACAAAAGAUUGUAUCUCCCGAAACCACAGAGGGGACUGUGUUUUUACUUGGACCUUUGGAUUUUGAGAAGCAAGCAAUGUAUCACUUGAGCAUCUUAGCAAAUGAUGCCUACGCUGAACCUGGCCAAGAUAGUCGAAAUAUAGCUGGAAUGGAAAUUGUGGUAAUCGUGCAAGAUAUUCAAGACCAACCACCAGUAUUUACCAUGGCGCCACCGGUUACAAAGCUCCCACCUGGUAUUCUUCCUGGGGACAAGAUUUUACAAGUUCAUGCCGAAGAUGGUGAUAAAGGAAGCCCACGAGAAGUUCGUUAUGGUUUGGUGUCUGAGGGAAAUCCGUUCACAUCAUUCUUUGACAUAAAUGAAACCAGUGGUGAAAUUUUUCUAAUGCGGCCGCUUGAGGAUAUCGCUGCAAUCACACAUAUAGGAGACCCAGUAUUGCUGACGGUAAUUGCUGAGGAGGUUAAGGUUGGUCGCGAUGAACCUCCAGUUAUGGCUUCCACAGUUCAGUUAGCAUUUUUCUUGCCAGAACGCACUAACUCUCCACCCUAUUUCGAAAACGAUCACUACGUAUCGAGGGUGGAUGAAAAUGCUCCACAAGGUACAGCCCUUACAUUUGUCGAUCCAUAUGUACCAAGAGUUUAUGAUGACGAUACUGGCAAGAAUGGUGUUUUUUCUUUGACGUUGUUGAAUAAUAAUGGAACAUUUGAGAUAUCGCCAAAUGUGGCCGAGCGCAGCGCAUCGUUCCUUAUAAGGGUGCGAGACAACAUCUUACUGGACUACGAAGAAAGACAAACAGUGGAAUUUCAGAUACUGGCACAAGAACUUGGACCUUCAACCAAUCUCUCGGCAAUCGUCAACGUAACUGUUUAUAUCAAUGAUGUUAACGACAAUGCCCCAGUAUUUUCACAACUAAUGUACACAGUGGAGUUGCCAGAAAACAUGACUGUGGGAACCAAAGUAGUCGAGGUUCAAGCAAAUGAUGCCGAUACUGGUAUGGGAGGCAGAGUGCGCUACACUGCAAUACUUGGGUACCUAAAUACUUCUCUGAACUUAGAUGCAGAAACGGGUUUAAUAACAGUAUCAACAAAUAAUCAUGGAUUUGACAGAGAAGUUAUGCCAGAGUAUCACUUGUAUGUAGAGGCGCGCGAUAAUGACGGAACCGGGAACAGAGCUCAAGUUCCGCUAGUCAUUAAGUUAAUUGAUGUAAAUGACGAAAUUCCCAUUUUUGAGAAAGACGUUUAUGAGUUCAUUCUGGCGCCAGAUUUGAAAAGUUUUACUACUCCUGCAUUUAUUUGUGCAACAGACAAGGAUGCCACUGCGCCCAAUAAUGAAAUACGUUAUGAGAUUAUUAACGGCAACUACGAUAAUAAUUUUGCGCUGAAUAAAGUUACAGGGGAAAUAACUGUUAGAGAAAAAGUCAUUUUUAAAACUAGUAAAGAAUCAAUUCAAAGACAUCGUAGACAAGCGCCAACAACCCAAUCUGAAGACCAGAAUAUAUUUAUACUGACAGCACGGGCUUACGAUUUGGGCGUACCAAUUCGCUCAAGUACUUCUACAAUUCGUAUAUAUCCACCGGAGAGUCGUUCACGAUCUGUGACAUUCGUUGUUCCCGGCCUAAACCCAGACAAGAGGAAAACUGAGGAAACCUUAUCCACUAUAACGGGCGGUAAAGUAGUCAUCCACGAAAUUCGUCCACUUAGGAAAGACGAGCGCGGAGCACAGAAUACUCCAGCCUCCAGCAAUACCGAUAUUGAAGAUAGAAGUGUUGUCACAGCUACAGUCCUCUAUGAUAUAGCAUCGUUUGUUGAUAUUUCACAAAUUCAACAACGGCUUUCCCAACAAAACAGCUCGUUUGCCAUUAUGACAGGCCGAGAUAUGAAUACGAACCAGACGGACGUUCUUACUCCAUUGCAGACUUUAUACAAAGCUGAAAAUAAACUCCUGUUCUGGCUCUUAAUUCUCUUGGCUACCUUAGUUGCACUGACAAUACUUAUUUUACUCCUUUGUUGCAUAUGUUCCUGGUGUCCACUUUAUGGAGCUACAAGCAAAAGAAUAGUUAAUAUCAGUAGAACUGAAGACGAUGUUCACCUAGUGCAUAGGGAAAUGCCAAAUGGAAAACAAACAAAAUCUGUUCAGGUCGCCGAAUGGAUGGGAAGACGGGAGGCAUGGUCCGCGGACAAACCGGCAGAUCCUCGAACGAAGCCUACCCGUUGGGAGUUCUACAAUGGCCACCAACAGUUUGACGAAAACAUAAGCGAUGCUGUUUAUGCUACGGACGUAGGCAACGUUCGCAACCUUUCUGGAGAAACCCGGCGCAUACGUUCAGCAGACGAAAACCAGAGACGAGUUAAAAUAAACAGGAAUACUCGUGCAACCAAAGACGAUACUCAUCUUACUUUUCAUAAUUCUAGAACUAAUCUAAUUAGCGAUCGUGAUGUUUACAUUGAAGAUGUCAAUGAUGAUAGGGAGCUUAUCGAUGAAGAACAUAAAAAUUUUAGACGCAGCAAAACUAGCCGCCAACAAAGCAAACGGCACCGCAAUGAGGAAACUAUACAACUCCAAAAUCAGAUUGAUGACGACUCAAUGAGGCGGCAUGAGAUCGAUAGAGGUAGCGACAUCGAUUACAAUACAGCCAGAGGAAGCUUACGGAAUAAACGCGAAUUCUUCAUAAAAGAUGGAAAUAUUGAAAUUUUGCAACUAAUGACUAGGGACAAAACUCGAGAAAGUGCAGGUGCGGCUAAAGAUGAUAACAUAUAUGUAAAUGUUCCUCUCAAGAAUGCAAGCUAUUCACAACCACAUUUGCUAAUGGUCGACAAUAGUGGAAAAGAAAUUCUUAUGAGACGUUUUAUUGAGGAACAGCCAGAUGGUAAACAAAUCAUACGAGAGCAUUAUCAAAUCGUUCCGGGUGCCACUUACAUACAGUCGCUGCCAAACGAGAUACAACAGAAUUCUACAUUCAAAGCUGAUACAUUUCCACUGGAAAAAUCGGGUCCUAAUAGCAUUGUUUAUUCACAGACUGAACCAGAAGUUAAAGUAAUACACACACAGCCAGCCCAAGGUUCGAUUACUACCCUGCACAUGGACAGCUUUCAGAAUCAAAUGCAACCAGGCACUUCGAAUCAAUCGCUCACACAGGAAAUGGAGAAUUCUCUUAAACACCAAAAUGAGCUAUUACGUCAAAUCCUUUUGGAAAAGGAAAAAAUUGAAACGCGUUAUGUUCAACAUGAAGUUGCCCUCGAGACACAAAGUUUACCAGGGCAAUCCAUGGCCAUUGCCACACAGACGGAGUGCGAGGCCGGUACUCAAACUGAAGAAAACAAGGAAUAUGUACCAAGAGCAACACAGAGGCAUUCCGUAAGGCGCAGAGCUCGAAGUGAGAACGAUGACUCUGGAUCAGAUGACGACAACUAUGAAUUUAUUCGCCUAAGUUCCCCAAAUAGUCCCGAUGGAGUGGUGUAUUGUAUAAAGCGUAAGAAACAACGCCGUCUUGGCAAUUACCGUGGAGGCAAUCAACCACGCAAGCGUAUCGUUAUGGUAGAAGAAGUAAAACGAAAAAUACGUACGCCAAUAAAAGAAGAAGAUGAUGACGAAUAUGACAAGGCACGGAAAAGGUUGACGCCAAAAAAACCGCCACGCAGUAGUGGUCAGAAAAAAAAUAGUAUUCUGCGUCGCCUGAAAACCGAGGAAACUAAUCGAGAAGAGAGUAAUUCGCGUUCAAAAAAAAAUCUUCUGAAACACGAUGUUUUAAUGGAAAUAUCGGACUCACUAGAUGAGAAGUACAGCUCUAACGAGGGACAAAAAAGAAGAGAAAUACGAGUGGAACAACUAAAUUACUAUGAUAAUUCCGAAGCAGACCCCGAGGAAUACGAUCAAAUCAACGAUGUAGGGGAUUUCUCAAAUGAUUCGGAUGGUGCAGAAAUUGUUAUCAAAAGUAAUAGAUUCGCAUCAAACUACAAACAGAAAGGCUCGAGAGAGUUAUCAUCGCCAAAUGAGCAUCAGUUUGAGAUAUAUGUUGACAAUGCAGUAAGAGACGGAAAUGACAACCAGCAACGAAAUGGGUCAAAUUCAAGAUCGUCGCCAGAACAUCGAAACAAUGGCCGCCCAGAAGCUAAACCCAGACUGUCACGAAGUAACAGUUCUCGAGGCAGCAAUUCUUCUCAACAGGAUCCAACAAAACGAAAGAACAACGUUUCGCAGCACCACAAAGCUCAGGUAUCAAAAUUGAAAACUGAAAUACGAGAAGCGCAAAGCGAAACCGAUUUAUUGGAACAUGAUUACAUUUCUUAUAAAAGACCCCGCGCUGGCAGCGUGCCAAAAUAUAUGGAAUGGUAUUACGAUAAAAAGAAACCUCCAAUAAGCGGACGAACGUCUACGGAGUCAUCAAACAAAGGAACGCAGCAGUUGCGCAAAAAUUCAGAAAAAAAAAUAUCAAAGACACGCUUAAAUAUCAAGCACGUGGACGGCAUCCAACAGGAUGAAACCAAGUUUAGGCCUGAACCAGCUCCUCGCAAAUCACCUCUAAAAGAAGCACGAAUGCUUAAAGAAGACAUCGUUAAAAGCAAACAAUUGAAACCACAUAUAGAGACUGAUACCAGUCAUCCAUUACUACAACACUCCGAACAUCGUUUUGAACGUAAGAAUACACACGAAGUAGCUGUGCACCCCACAAAGCUGCCCCAUUAUAUUUAUCCUGAAACGCCACCCACUAUUGGUUCAAGCAAAGAACAAACAAAUUCCAAAAAUGUGAAGACCAAACCAUCGCCCAUUAAAGAGAAUAAGGUCAAAGACAAUAACUCUUCUAAGUUAAACCUUUACAUCGAAGAUUGCAAUGCACCACACCGGCAAAACGUAACAUCGAAUUCUUCCUCUACAUCUACUCAGAAACAACUCAACGUAUUAACCCUUGAAGACGAUCUGGAUUCCGGCAUUGCAAUGAAUUCACUGCUGAAUAGCAUGGGCCGUCGAAAUCCCAUAGCAGAAAAAAAAAGUGUUUUUUCAAUAGCCUAUGAUGAUGUAAGCCGUGUUCAGAAGAUUCCUUCCGGAGGUGAAUCUCCACCCUACUAAAUGAAUCUAUGUAUGGUAUAUACAUAUCAUUGAAUCGUUGAUUAUUUCUUACAUAAUGUGAUAUACAUACAAGAUCUGUACAAAAAGUGUGGCAUUUGUAUUUAUUAAGAAAGUGUUAUCCAUUAUAUGAUAAACAUUGUAACAAAGGUCUGUAAUUAUAUCCGAUAAUACUACGGUUAUAAAGGGUUUUAUUACUUUAAGAUUUUAAACCGUA
Messenger RNA from Stomoxys calcitrans (stable fly), 7014 nucleotides. It is a transcript of the gene Cad86C, whose product is annotated as cadherin-86C. The record is from RefSeq and is a predicted model, not a curated record. Gene Ontology annotation, biological process: cell morphogenesis; multicellular organism development; homophilic cell-cell adhesion. Gene Ontology annotation, molecular function: calcium ion binding; cadherin binding. NCBI's taxonomy places the organism in Eukaryota, Metazoa, Arthropoda, Insecta, Diptera, Muscidae. Bases 987 to 6800 code for a protein of 1937 amino acids. The transcript has 12 exons. Gene Ontology annotation, cellular component: plasma membrane; catenin complex; adherens junction.